Messenger RNA from Lathyrus sativus (Indian pea), 336 nucleotides. The record is from the annotation of a GenBank genome assembly. Lineage: Eukaryota; Viridiplantae; Streptophyta; Magnoliopsida; Fabales; Fabaceae.
AUGUCACAUGAAGAUGUGGAGAGAAAAUCAGAGGUGCGUGCUACGUUGGAUCGACCAUUGAGAAACUAUUCGUCAGUGGCUAUUUUACAGUGUUACAUUGAUUCCAUGGUGGAUCCUAGAGGUUGGGAAGAGAUGUCGGGGCAGGGCACUGAUAAUGUCACCUAUGUGGAGUUUGAGAAUGUUGGACCUGGGUCAAACAUGGAUGGUAGAGUGGAAUCGCAUGGUGUUAGAUUUCUUGGCAACCAUAAUCAAGCACUUGUUUUCACGGCUUCCUAUUUCUUGGAUGUUGACCCUUGGAUUCACACUAGAGGUGUUCCUUAUGAUAGUGAAAUAUAA